Molecule: messenger RNA, 2133 nt
Organism: Aureobasidium vineae
Lineage: Eukaryota; Fungi; Ascomycota; Dothideomycetes; Dothideales; Saccotheciaceae
Source: the annotation of a GenBank genome assembly
AAGCCUCGUCCAUCACCUCAAAACCCACCAACCUUCACCACGGAUGCAAGCACAAUCCUCACAGACGUCAAGCGCAUAAUCGCGCAUUCUCGAAAAGUGCAAGAAACGAUCUUGACAACCAUCAAUUUAGAAACUGCAACUUUCGCCAAUGUGGUCGUACCGCUCGCUCGCAACCAAAACUCUGUUUCUCGUCAGCCGCCCAUACUGAGCUUUUACGAAGCAGUGUCGCCAGAUGAGAAACUCCAAGAUGCUUCUGCCGAAGCCGAGAAACUAUAUGCGGAGUUUGAGAUUGAGACGAAUAUGCAUGAGGGUAUGUUCAGGUUGGUUGAUGCAGUGGUAAAGAAGAAUGAGGACUUGGAGCCAGAAGAUAGAAGACUGUUGGAAAGGUAUCAUAGACUUUAUAUUCGGAAUGGUCUUGGUAUGCCUCCUGAAAACCGCGUGCGUUUCAAGGAAAUCCAAAAGCAACUUCACCAAUUGACGAGUGAGUUCGAGAAGAACUUGAGAGGAGGGAGUGAGGGUGUUUGGUUCAAUAUCGAAGAAUUGGCUGGUUUACCAGAUGAUCUGGUGUCUUCUUUGACUCGGGACGACAAACACGAUGGGAAAAUACUACUGACCUUUGGCUUUCAGCAUCUGUCCACAGCAAUGAAGUACGCGACAAACAGCGAAACUCGGCAGAUUUACUUCACCGCCUACGAAAACAAAUGUCCCAAGAACGUUCCCUUGUUCAAAGAAAUCAUGAUUCUCAGGCACGAAUCUGCUCAACUCCUUGGAUAUGCCAAUCACGCCACUUUUCGGAUCGAAGACAAGAUGGCUAAGAACCCAGAAUCAGUGAUGAGUUUCCUCGACAACCUGCACUCAAGACUUUCUGUCGGGGUCAAAAGUGAUGUUGAUGUUCUCAAAAGGCUCAAGAACAGAGAUCUUGAGAUGCGCGGCGAAGUGUCUGAUGGAAAGUUGUAUCUCUGGGAUCAUCCAUUCUAUAAUCGCAUGAUGCUCGAGACAGAACAUUCCGUCAAUCGACAAGAUAUUGCCGAGUAUUUCGCUCUGGAAACGACAGUCACGGGCGUCAUGGGUAUCUUUUCCCAGCUCUUUGGCAUGGUAUUUGAAGAGAUUGUUGGGGAGCACGAAGAUGUUCUCUCGUCCACUGGCAACGGCAACGACCUUGUCUGGCAAGAAGAUGUCCAAAUCUUCGCUGUCUGGGAUGAUGAUCAAGAGGGUGGCUCAUUCCUCGGAUACCUCUAUCUCGACCUCUACCCGCGAAAGGGAAAAUUCGGAGGCAUGUGCAACAUGAAUCUGCAAUGCCUGACAUCCAAACCCAGNGGUUCCGAAGAGGAGAACAAUACACGCCACUACCCAGCCACCGCCCUCCUCUGUAAUCUACCCAAACCGACCGCGACAAAACCCUCCCUCCUCACCCACGAACAAGUCCAACUGUUCUUCCACGAACUAGGCCAUGGUAUCCACGACCUCGUCGCUCGCACAAAGUACUCUAUCUUCCACGGCACAGCCACCGUCGACGACUUCUGUGAAGCCCCGUCUCAGAUGCUGGAAUUCUGGUGUUGGGUUCCAGACCUUCUACAAUCACUGAGCCAUCACUACACAUACUUAUCCCCCAAUUACCUCACUGCCUGGAAGCAAGAACACCCCACAAAACCGCAGCCAGAACAACACAUCCCCAUCAACACAAUCGAAAAACUCGUCAAGGCAAAGAACGUAAACGGAAGUCUAUUCCAAAGCCGUCUUUUGCAUCGAAGCUACUUCGAUAUGAUUGUGCAUCAACCAUCUACCCUGCAAGAAAUCCUCGACAUGGAUAUUGCUGAGCAGUGGAAUAGUCUGCAAGGGCGAAUUUCCUAUCUCGAUACUGGUGACGAGUAUAAAGGGCUAGGAUAUGCGAAUUUCGAUGCUGUGAUUCGUGUCUAUGAUGUUGGGUUUUAUGGUUAUUUAUAUUCAAGAGUUUAUGCUGCGGAUAUGUUCUAUUCUGUCUUCAAGGAUGAUCCGAUGGAUCAAGCACAGGGAAGAAGGUACAGACGUACGAUACUGGAAAAGGGGGCUAGUGUCGAUGAGAUGACCACCUUGGUGGAGUUUCUAGAUAGGGAGCCUAGUGCAGAGGCAUUCUACAGGGAUUUGGGUUUGGAG